UAGAAGCACUGCCCUAAGCUUCCAUACUUAUACCAGCAAGCUACGGCCAUGGAGGUGAUCUAGCGCCGGCAACCUCCUCUGUCCACUUCGUACCUCCUCUGUCCACUUCGUUUUCCUCUUCUUCUCCGCAGAUGGCAGAUGUGGCGGUUGGUUCUGCGCUGGACCUAAAUGAGUCUCAAGUGAAGCUCUUCAAUCGCUGGUCUUUCGAUGACGUUCAGGUCAGUGACCUUUCUUUGGUUGAUUACAUUGCGGUGGUUCCAGCCAAGCAUGCUACCUAUGUACCUCACACUGCUGGAAGGUACUCCGUAAAGCGAUUCAGGAAAGCCCAAUGCCCAAUAGUAGAAAGACUAACAAACUCUCUGAUGAUGCACGGGCGAAACAAUGGGAAAAAGCUGAUGGCUGUUCGGAUCGUUAAACAUGCUAUGGAAAUUAUCCAUCUGCUGACUGAACAAAAUCCCAUCCAAACUAUUGUUGAUGCUGUGGUCAACAGUGGACCAAGGGAAGAUGCUACUCGAAUUGGUUCAGCCGGUGUUGUUAGGCGUCAAGCUGUUGACAUCUCUCCAUUGCGUCGUGUUAAUCAGGCAAUAUAUCUCCUGACUACUGGUGCUCGGGAGUCUGCUUUCAGGAACAUAAAAACCAUUGCUGAAUGUUUGGCAGAUGAACUCAUUAAUGCUGCCAAGGGAUCAUCAAACAGGUUCUUCUCGGGAAAUACUACAAUAAUGUUAUUGUUGUGCCAUUUUUUCCAAAGAUUAUUUUGCUCUUCCCCCUUUCCUGUUCAGUCUGCUUUCCUUGCUCUGCUUUUAUUUUUGCCUGAUAAUCUUUCUUUAUGUUUUUCAGCUAUGCAAUCAAGAAGAAAGACGAGAUUGAACGAGUUGCCAAGGCCAACCGUUGAGAUUGUGGUAGACUAAUACCCGAAGAUGGAUCGCUGGACCUCUUAAUAUUAGUUUGUUCAAUAUUAAUUUUAUAGACAUUUGAGUGUGGACGCCAGUGGUUGUCAACCAUCCAAGAGUUCCAUUUGGGUCAUUUUUGUUUUGCAUAGUUCUCAUUUUUGAGUUUCAGAAGACAUCAGUAAACGUUUAUGUAAGAUUAAGCACCACCCUGUGUUGCCCUCAAAUGUGCUUCAUUAUACAUUACAAAAGUUUUCAGCCUGUA
This is a messenger RNA of Malania oleifera, 1152 nucleotides long. Its product is annotated as small ribosomal subunit protein uS7-like. The coding region runs from base 132 to 908 and encodes 258 amino acids. NCBI's taxonomy places the organism in Eukaryota, Viridiplantae, Streptophyta, Magnoliopsida, Santalales, Ximeniaceae. Gene Ontology annotation, biological process: translation; ribosomal small subunit assembly. Gene Ontology annotation, molecular function: structural constituent of ribosome; rRNA binding; mRNA binding. The transcript has 3 exons. The record is from RefSeq and is a predicted model, not a curated record. Gene Ontology annotation, cellular component: ribosome; cytosolic small ribosomal subunit.